AUGGCAAAGCUCAAAAGCAAAGGCAGCGGCUCCAGGAGGACAAAGAAAGAUCUUAGCAAGGUAACCUGUUUCAAUUGCAAGGAAAUGGGUCAUUUCAAAUCUGAUUGUCCCAAGUUAAAAAAGGAAGAGAAGCCGAAAAAAGUGAAGAAGAAGGGACUGAUGGCCACAUGGGAAGAUUUGGAAAAUGACUCAGAUGAUGAUGAUGAAGAGUCUGAGACUAAAUCACAGCACUGUCUUAUGCAAAAUUUCAUUCUUAAAGCUGAAAAUGAUUUCCUCAAAGAAAAACUAAGAGAGGCCGAAACUGCUUGUGAUCUUGUGGAAGAAAACAAGUUGUUAAAAGCCCAAGUUAGAAGCUGUGAAAGUGAUCAUUCUGUUCUAGCUUAUGUGAACUGUUUUAAGCAAAAUGAAGAGUUGCUCAAAGAGGUUGAAAGACUUAAAGAUGACUUAGCCAAGUUCACCCAAAAUAAUGAUUCAGAUGGAGAAGGAGCUGAAACAAGCAAAGAAAAUCCCAAAUCUGUCCAGAAUGAAGAAUCUGCCAGUCCAGUUUUGUCUCGUCAGAUUGAAGGAGAAACUCCCGAUUUGUCUCCUGAGCAGGGACGAGAAACUGAAACAGUGAGACAAUCAGAAGUUCAUCAAAGCUCAACACCUGUCCGAAAACCUAGAGAAUGGAAAUCCAUGAGGGGCUAUCCUCAUGACUUCAUCAUUGGUGAUCCCUCUUAA
Molecule: messenger RNA, 720 nt
Organism: Arachis stenosperma
Lineage: Eukaryota; Viridiplantae; Streptophyta; Magnoliopsida; Fabales; Fabaceae
Exons: 3
Coding region: 1-720 (239 amino acids)
Molecular function (GO): nucleic acid binding; zinc ion binding
Source: RefSeq, a predicted model, not a curated record